Artibeus jamaicensis (Jamaican fruit-eating bat) is the source of this 4842-nucleotide messenger RNA. RefSeq names its product SH3 domain binding kinase 1 (gene SBK1). Gene Ontology annotation, molecular function: protein serine/threonine kinase activity; ATP binding. Bases 883 to 2115 code for a protein of 410 amino acids. The transcript is spliced from 4 exons. Gene Ontology annotation, biological process: peptidyl-serine phosphorylation; peptidyl-threonine phosphorylation. NCBI's taxonomy places the organism in Eukaryota, Metazoa, Chordata, Mammalia, Chiroptera, Phyllostomidae. The record is from RefSeq and is a predicted model, not a curated record.
GGCGGACAAAGGGGCGGGCGGCGGCGCGCAACCCGGAGGGUGGAGCCCCGGGCCGAGCGGGCAGGUGCGCGCGGUUUGGAGGGUGGAGCCGCGAUGCCGCGAUGGAGCGCAGCCCGGGCGGGCGCCGGGACCCGGGCCCGAGCACCAGGCGGAGCGCGAGCCGGAACCGCAUCCAGAGCCCGGGCCAGGCCGGGGUCCGGGACUGCAGGGCCGGGUUGCUCGUAGCGGCGGCGACGGAGCCCCCCAGCGGUUGAGGGGCUUCCUCCCAGCCCCUUUGCGGGUGGCUGGGACUCAGCAAACCCCCGCAGCCGGGGAGCGUGGGGAUCCCCCCACCACAUCCAGAACCCAGACAACCCCAGGAAAGCGGGGUUGGGGGAAGCCUCCAGAUCCAACACAGAACGACUUACCAGCCGGCAAAGGCGAAGACUUUCUCGGGAUUGAGAAGACUCCCCCUCUUCAGUCCAGGCGACCCCCAAGACCUAGAACACAGUGACCCUCCCUUCCGGGAUUGCGGCACCCCCUCUCAAGAUUCUGGGCAAUACAACUCCACACCUCAAGACACGAAGACCCAGCUCAGAACGCCCCUAGAUCAGAGUCCUAGACCCUCCCCCCCAAUUCCGGCACACAGAAACCCCAAAUCUAGGGACCCGAGGACAGCAAGAGCUAUCCCUCACCAGCAAGAGGCCUCGGGGCAUCGCUCCCCCCCACACACACACACACACUCAAAGAUUCAGAAACCAGGCGACUGAGUCCCUCGCGGCGUCCUUCGCAUCCCAGCCCAUGGUUGUGGCGCCCUGAGCCCCUCGGGCCAGGCUGACGAAAACCGAGACGGCGCCCAGGCCCCCUGCCGCGGCGUCCCCGCGGCCCCAGCCCAGGGAGAAGAUGAGUGUGGGCUGCCCGGAGCCCGACCCGCCCCGCUCCCUGCCCUGCUGUGGGCCAGGGACGGCCCCUGGACUGGGUGCAGGCGUGCCGCUCCUCACCGAAGACAUGCAGGCGCUGACCCUCCGCACGCUGGCCGCCAGUGAUGUCACCAAGCACUACGAACUGGUCCGGGAACUGGGCAAAGGCACCUAUGGGAAAGUUGACCUGGUGGCAUACAAGGGCACAGGCACGAAAAUGGCGCUGAAAUUUGUGAACAAGAGCAAAACGAAGCUGAAGAACUUCCUGCGGGAGGUGAGCAUCACCAACAGCCUCUCCUCCAGCCCCUUCAUUAUCAAGGUCUUCGACGUUGUGUUUGAGACCGAGGACUGCUACGUCUUUGCCCAGGAGUAUGCGCCCGCCGGGGACCUGUUCGACAUCAUUCCCCCUCAGGUGGGGCUCCCGGAGGACACGGUGAAGCGCUGUGUGCAGCAGCUGGGCCUGGCACUGGAUUUCAUGCACGGGCGGCAGCUGGUGCACCGGGACAUCAAGCCUGAGAACGUGCUGCUGUUCGACCGUGAGUGCCGCCGCGUGAAGCUGGCUGACUUCGGCAUGACGCGCCGCGUGGGCUGCCGCGUGAAACGGGUCAGCGGCACCAUCCCUUACACGGCGCCUGAGGUGUGCCAGGCGGGCCGCGCGGACGGCCUGGCCGUGGACACCGGCGUGGACGUGUGGGCCUUCGGCGUGCUCAUUUUCUGUGUGCUCACCGGUAACUUCCCGUGGGAGGCGGCCUCCGGAGCUGACGCCUUCUUCGAGGAGUUCGUGCGCUGGCAGCGUGGCCGCCUGCCCGGGCUGCCGUCCCAGUGGCGCCGGUUCACAGAGCCCGCCCUGCGCAUGUUCCAGCGGCUGCUGGCUCUGGAGCCUGAGCGGCGUGGCCCGGCCAAGGAGGUCUUCCGCUUCCUCAAACACGAGCUCACCUCUGAGCUGCGGCGCAGGCCCUCGCACCGCGCACGCAAGCCCACGGGGGACCGCCCGCCGCCUGCAGGGCCGCUGCGCCUGGAGGCGCCCGGGCCGCUCAAGCGCACUGUGCUGACGGAGAGUGGCAGCGGCUCCCGACCCUCUCCCCCAGCCGUCGGGCCAGUGCCGGUGCCUGAGGCCGGUCUGGCCCCCCCAGGGCCCCCAGGCAGGACCGAUGGCCGCCCGGACAAGAGCAAAGGGCAGGUGGUGCUGGCCACGGCCAUCGAGAUCUGCGUCUGAGCCAUCCUGCUGCUCUGGCGCAGGGGGCUGAGGGUUGGUUGCUGCGCACGCAGCAGGGCUGGUUGCUGGAGCCACCCUGGGCCCGUGCCAAGCUGGUGGUGGAGGCAGCAGCAACAUGGACCAGCCCCGAGGGAGUGGUGGUAGAUUAGGCAGGAAGGCAGCCCAGGCACCCAUCCGUUCAAGGGGCUGGGGACAUGGCCACCAAAAGGCCUCUGGCCUGGCCUGUGGGGCAGGGGCUUGGCCCACAGGAGCCAAGCCCCACAGACCUGAGGAUUCAGAGCCCCCCCCCCCCAGCGCCCUCCCUCCCCAGGAGCAUGGAGCUUAUGGGUGGACUCCCAGCAGCUCCCUGAACCCUGGAACCCUGACUAGUUGCUCCCAGCCCUUUGCACCUCCUGGCAGAUGAUCCCACAGUCCCACCCUAGGUCCUGUCCUCCUGCCCCCCACCCACCCACCCUGGACACAGACAGGGCCUGAAGUGUUGGAGCAGAGAAGGGGCUUAGGGGCCCUGGGCACUGGCUGGGAAGAGGACGGUGAGCUGAGGGCAGUGUUGCCCCGCUGCCUCCUGCUGCUUCCCUGGGAGGCUGGAGGGGAGAGGCUAAGACCCCUGCAAAAUGUAGCAAAUGUCUGGAUGUUGCAAAAGUGUGUGUGUGUAUCUGUGUAUGUGCAGGCACGGGCCCUGGGAAUCUAGUGACACCCUCCAACCCAUCCCGCCGUUGAGAAUGCUGAGCCCAUGAGGAGGACAGCUUGCCUUGGCCCACACCCACUGAGAGAUGAAGCUCUGGGAGUCCUCACCCUCCUCCCCAGGGACUGAAGGGCUCCCAGGGCAGGGGAGUGAGUGCAGAGCCCAGGGCGCACCCAGCUCCCCUGCUCGCCACACCUUCCCCAGGCCCAGGGAACUGCAGAUCCUCCGUCCUUGCUGCCUGGCCCAGACAGCGUCCUGGCGUUUGGCAGGCUGUGAAGUGAUUUGUGCCAGAAAUCUCCCCUGGGUUUCUGCUGGGGUCAAAGCUGUCAGUCAGUCUCGGGCUGACCCUGUCCCCACAUCUCCCGCAUCUCUGGCCCUGGCGUGUGAUGCUAUGGGUAUGAGAACAGGGCUGCUGAGGAAGUGUGAGGGCAGUGAGUGUGUGAUGGGUGUGUGUGUGUGUGUGUGUGUGUGUAGCCUUGUGUGUUGAUGCCUCAGUAACUCUGCCCUGUCCCCGGAGUCUCACCUGGCAGCUGCCAGAGGGUGUGCAGGCCUGCUUUUCACCACACCCCUCAGGGAACCCAGCCAGGAGGCACCUGCAGGUUGGGUCAGGCCCCUCGGCAGACAAACAAAGGGGAGGGGCCCAGCCUCACCCAAGGCUCCCUCAUGCGCCCUGCCCUCUCUGGGGGAGCAGGACCCCGCAAUAACCUCAGCAUGGGUGAGACUGCUCCCUCUGCCUGGCAGGGCGCCAUCUGCCAUCCCUCCGGCCGGGGUCCCUUCUGGGGCUCUAGGCCAUUUGAGGGGCUCCUUGAAGGGCCAGGCUGACCACAGGAGCCCAGACCACCCUCUGGCCUGAGCCUCCACCUCUCUCUUCACCCUUCAUUCCUAUCAUGCAAAAGGGCUAUAGGUCCCCUGCCCUGCCUGGGUCCAGUUUACAAACAGGUUGCCCCCGGGCCUGGCCCCCUCCUCGGUGUGCCGCCCCUCUCAAGACCCACCUCUCCAGCAGGCACUGGGGCCUCCACAUGCCAGGUAAGUAGCAAAUCCCUCCUUUCACCAAGGGCCAAGGCCCCCAUCACUGCCCCUGGCCCCACUGACGCCCACCUGGGCACCUCUCCCAGCCGCAACUUCUCCUUUUGCCUUAGGCCUUUUGACAUCCUGUCUCCUGCAAUAACAAAGGAAGUGAGAUUCCAAGUAGAUGUCUCUGGAGAGUGAUCUCUCUCUCUCUCUCUCUCUGUAUCUCUCUGUCUCUGUUGAGAUCCAUGUCUUAGUAGCUAGGAUUUUAGAGUCGGGAAGGGACUGUAGUUACGUAGCCCAGCCACUUCCAGAGGCACAGGUGGUGGUGGCGAUGGCCCGACUCAGAAGCAGGGCCGGGACCAGGCUGCUCCUUCGCAGCGGGGCCUCGCCUGCGCUGCCACCGCCUCUGCCGGUUGGGCUGGGACCCUUUGCCCCUUAGGACAGGUGUUGGUCACAGGUGUUUACCUCAGUUUAUGUCACUGUCGAAGAAACAAAAAAAUAAAUAGCAAAACGUUAAUAACACCGUAGACAUGAAGACUUAGAAAACAAAAAAUACACAAAAAUAUCCUCCCCUUGCCAUUCUGUGAAGUGUGUGUGCACAUGCGUACGUGCACAUGUGUGCAAGUCUGUCCCACCCUGGGGGGCUGUGGCCCCUGUGCCCCCCGCACUGCCCCCUGUCCUUUGGUGCUUCCCAGAGGCCCCUCUGAGCUGGCCCGGGGGGUGUGGGGAGCCCCUUGGGCAGGAGGCAGGACCACAAGUAGCUAGAGGGUCUCCCACCAGGUCCCUGUGCAGAGUCUCAAAGCUGCCGAUGCUCCCCAAGCCCCACACUGGCUGACGGGACAGGUGUGGCAGCUGGCAUCGGCGCCAGGCCGGCUCAGGGCCGGUGGCGUCCCGGCCUCGUGGGUUGACGCCCCACCCACCAUGAGUCUGUAAAUACUCUGGCACCCUUUGGCCCUGAGGAGGUUUUUAAAUGUGUUAUUUACUUCUCUAAUCAUGACAAUUGCUAUAAAAUAAACGAAAACUUAGAAAAACUA